Messenger RNA from Phaedon cochleariae (mustard beetle), 5000 nucleotides. The record is from the annotation of a GenBank genome assembly. Lineage: Eukaryota; Metazoa; Arthropoda; Insecta; Coleoptera; Chrysomelidae.
AUGAACUUUGCAAAAAACUCUGUGAAAUCUUUAGCAGAUAUUCCAACUUUUAAAUCAUUACCAUUGAUAGGUCAUACAUAUUUAUUCUUACCAGGUGGAAAAUACAAAUCUGAGAGAUUAACAGAAGCAGUAGCAGACAUUAGCAAACAGCUGGGACCUAUUUUCAAAUUGAAUCUUGGUGGAAGCACUCUUGUAAUCACCACUGAUGCUAAUAAUACAGAAACACUUUUUCGAAAUGAAGGAGUUAAACCAAUUAGGCCCCCAUUUGCUGCAUUAUGGCAUUACAGAAAGAAAGUAUUUAGCAGUGUUGGUGUUGUUCCAGCAAAUGGAGAAGAGUGGUACAAAUUCAGGGGAGGCAUCAAUACAUUAUUGAAUCCAAAAUUAUUAGAAACCUAUAGAAAUGAACAGGGAGUAGUAGCCAGAAGGUUUGUUAGUUACAUUGAGAAGGAACGUAAUCAAAAUCUUGUAUUGAAUGAUUUAGUUGAACACCUUAUGAAGUUCUCCAUUGAAGCUAUUUCUCUGGUUUGUCCUGGUUACAGAAUCAAUUGUUUAACUGAUUUUGAUGCACAUACAAAUGAAAUAAUUAAUGCUAGUAAAAUGUUCAUGGAUGGAAUGUACAAAACAUUUAUUGGGCCUCCUUUAUGGAAAUUUUUUGAGACAUCUGGGUAUAAACUACUGAAGUCAUCCCAUGAAGUUAUAUACAGAGUCAUGAAGAAUAAUUUGGAAAACAUCAGAAAUCAGUAUAAUACAGACCCUCAAUCUUUGCAGAAUGAACAUCCUUUUAUGCAUGCUUUGUUGACAAACAAAAAACUCAGUGAAGAAGACCAGACCAUGCUUGCUAUGGAAGUAUUUUUAGGUGGACUAGACACUACAGCUACAAUAACAGCUUUAACAUUACAUUACUUAGCACAAAAUAAGGAGGUACAGGACCAAGCUAGGCAAGAAGCUCUAUCAGAUAGUUACUCAUAUUUGAGAGCAUGCAUUAAGGAAACACUUCGUUUAUCCCCCACAGCAGGUGCAAAUAGUAGAGUUCUUAUAAAUGAUACGAUAUUUGGAGAAUAUCUCAUACCCAAAAAUACUCUGGUUUUGGCAUUCAGUUCAGUAUCAUCAUGUGAUGAGAAAUAUUUUCACCAGCCAAAGAGUUAUCUACCAAAUCGAUGGUUGCGUGAUUGCAACAUAGAAUUCCAUAAGUUUGCAACAUUACCUUUUGGUUAUGGCCCGCGAAUGUGCCCUGGAAAACGUCUAGCUGAAAAUGAGAUCAUCAUAUUACUCAAAGAGAUAUUGCGGAACUUUGAGUUGCAGUCCCAAAACUCCUCAGAAAUUGGGAUGGUUUACAGGAUGAACAGGAUUCCAGAGGAACCGGUAAAUAUCAAAUUCAUCAGUACAAAUCACUAAAUAUUUAUUACUUCAUUGUACAACAAUACAUAAUGUCUCGAUUUACACUUAUGUACAUUUUCCAAAUGAUCAACUAAAUUUUAAUGUGUAUAUAAUGUUUGUACAAUAAUUUGAUUAAAGCUUUUGGGACAAUUUUAGUCGUAGUUGAUGUCACAUUUGAUAUUUUGUAUUUCCUAUUGUCGUUUUUUCAUUUUUAAGGCGAAACCAUAACAUAUAUAGGAAUUACAGGAUUAACAUUGAAUGGAGUUGUGAUGUGUAUAAUUUUACAGUGCUGUUCAAGGUUUGGAAGUGGAGUUCAUAGCACUGAAAAUAACAAUGGUCUUUCUGACAUAUUCUACCACAGUUGUGAAUUAGUAUUAAAGGUAGCUGACCUAUGGAAGCACUUUGUGGACGAAUAUAUGGAAGAUAACGAAAAAGGUGUUUGAAGAUUUUGAAAGUUAUCAUUUCAUUGAGUGCAUAUAACUCCUGAAUUUUUACUUCCCACUUCCCACCGUUCGUGUAUUGAACAAAAAAUAACAUUAAAUAAAAUAGAUGCAUUCAUAAUAAUUCAGGAAUGUGUGCUGAUGAGAAAAAAUGAACUUUAAUAAAAUUAUUCCAAAACAAAUUUACAUAAAGAAUCGUGAGUCACAUUCGAGAACAAUAAAUAAAUUUCAAUUAGUCAAAAUGUACUGAAUUUGUUCCUUAUUUGUAUUUACAUUCUAGUUAAAUGUACAUUUAUUUCACCCAACUGGUGCAUAAUAAAAUUUUAGUGUAAAAUAACAAAUUUCAUAUAAGUAAAACUGAAAAACAAAUAUGAGGUAAAAUAGUGCUCUCACUUCAUAUAAUCAUGAUUACAUAAAAUUAUGAUAUACUAUCUAAAACGAGAUUCGUAAAUAUUUCAAAAAACUAAAAUUACAAUUACCAACAAAAAAUAUAUAAAAAAUCACAGAACAAUAAAGAAAUACUACAUAUAGAAAUAUGUUAUCUCUUCCUGAUUUCUACAUAUAGGAUUAUACAAAAAGCAUAUUGAAUUUGUCAGGGUUGCCACCGCCUUUUUCAUUUGAAAUUCUCUUAUUCAAUUUGUGGGAAUUCAGAAAUAAUAAUAAUUAUUACCAUUAUUAUUAUUCUAGACAUUUCUAAAAGAAUAUUCGUUGUACUAAAAAAAACAAAACAAACAAUUUACAUGCACGAAAAUAAAGACAUAAUGAUGAUGAAUAGUAAAAAUCAUAUUAUUAAUAAUGAAAAAGAAUGAAAGAUUGUCUCAUUUAGUUUUGAUGAUGCUGAGUGCCAAAUAUGUAUAAUUUUUUCAACAAUUAAGAAUAAAAAUAUUACAAUUCUAAAAUACAUGGCUCUUCAUAAAAUAGUACGAAUUUUCCUGUCUCCAUAUGAAUUUCAUAAUCUUACAAAACGAAAACACGUUUUCUGGUAUUUCACUGGUUUGUUAUUCUCUGCAGUUUUUAUAGAACAUACUAGAUUCGUAGUAAACCUAAAGCUUUGUUCAAUAAAAUGGCCAUGGCACAAAAAUUAAUAGGAAUCAAUUCUGUCUUUUAGUAAUGAUGAGUGAGAUCUCAAUUACUUUCGUACUCCAAAGUCAUAAUUAUAAAAUAAAUGAUAAUUUGGAAAUGGUACCAGGCAGUGAUUUUGAAGCUUUUGCAUCAUCCUAUAGGCAAUUAAUACUAAAAGAUCCAAUUGCACUUUUACAAACACCCUUACAAAAUUCAGAAUUAAUCAAACGUCUCGGGUUUUUUUGCGUUUUCAUUCAGGAAUGCCCACAUAAAGUAGGAGUUGUGGUGGUGCAAGUUGAAAAAAAGAUGAAGAUGUUGGGAAACUUCCAUGUAGACAGGUAAAAGUAUCUUACUACCAAAAUUCAAUAGGCUUAUCAGAUUUGCGAACCGCAAGCUACUGGAGAUCCAUUUGUAAUAUUUCAAUAUGAACUGAGAGGAUGAGACAGUCUAUUUUUUAUGCUAGAAAGCAUUCAGGUAGCUUCAGGGGGACUUGUGUUUUCAAAAUGUCCCUAAUAAGAGGCAAACCAAUACAUUUUAUUAAAUAUCCAAUGUGCAAAUUUCUCACUAUAUUUUUUGGCAUGGCGGGAAAAGUCAAAUUAUUAACCUUGAAAAGUAAACUGUCUACUGUGACCACCGCGAUAGAACCUCUCUAGACCACUAUGGAUUGCAUGCAAGAACUCAUGCAGAUGAAUCACCCGGAGGAACAACAUUGAAACACAACCUCACUUUUCUUAUUUGUUUACAAGUGAUUGAAAUAGUUUUUCACAAUUAUUUUGGCAUACGAAUCGUAUUUAUCGGCAAUUUAUUAAUUCGCUCAUACCAUCACAUCGUGCUGUUGUACAAUGCACAAAAACUGCAACAGAAGACGAAGGAAUCCUGUUGGUACAUUAUGAUUUAAAAGUAAGUACCUACUAGUCACUCACAUUAUAGUUUUCACUUCUGAAAUUUCUCUGAUUUCCCAUCGGAAUUCCUUCUGCAAUAGGAGCUGAUGGAAAUACACAUGGAAUUUCUUGAAUAAUGCAAGAAUAUUGGAUUUAUAUAAUCAAACGGGUGGACUGGUAUGCUGACGAAAUAUAAUCGUGUGUGUUGUAGACAUUUUCAAUCUAUUAGCAGUAUUAGCUUCUAUUGCAGAAGUGGCAGAAGGAAUUUGAAUAAGAAAUGACGAAGUUUCAUACUGAAAACUAUGUGUAAUUACUAUUUACCUGAAAAAUCAUAUUCCUUCGUCUCUCGCUGGAUUUUUUGUGCAUUGUACAACAUCACAAUCAGAAGGCAUGCUUGAGUUAAUAAAUAGCGCAAUUUACCUGAAAAAUCAUAUUCCUUCGUCUCUCGCUGGAUUUUUUGUGCAUUGUACAACAUCACAAUCAGAAGGCAUGCUUGAGUUAAUAAAUAGCGCAAAAAACACGAUUCCUUUGACAGAAUAUUGUGAAAAACUAUUUCAAUCUUUUGAUUCCUCUGUAAACAAAUAAAAAAAGAAAGGUUGUGUUUCAAUAGUUUACCUCCAGGGUCGGUCAUCGUGCACGCGACCUAUAACAACUACAAAAUUUCAUCCAAAUUGUUCGUGUGAAAACGGAUUCAAACUGUCAUUCAUGACAUCGACUUAUGUCACUUGAUGUUCUAAAACAUGAGUAAGAGUGAGUAAGGUAUAUGACAGGUCCUAAAUGCGCAAGCUCGACGGGAACCAGUUCCAUCUCAUAAUCGACGUGAAUCAGCGUGAAUCUCUGACGGUACCAACAAUUUUGGUUAUGAUAAUCUAUUUGGUGCGUUUCAGAAAUGCCUUUAAACGAUUAUAAUGCAAAUAAAUAAGUUUUUUCCACCACUAGCUUAGCUAUGAAACCUACCUUUAUUUACUUCUUUUCACACACAGUUCCAAACACAGCUCAGUACCUGUGUUUUCUCAAAGUUUCCCAUCACCUUCAUGCCAAAGUUUCAUAUUGUAAUUAUUCAAGGUCCAACAAAGUUUUGUCCAGAAAGAACCACGGGAAAUUAAAAUUAAUAUAACAAAUAAACCCUCGAAAGUGUAUGAACAGAACCCAUAUUUGAUAUGAACAUUCACCAAUGUACAAAUUUCUCGUAGUUAAACUUCACAAUAUAAUGUAAGACAACAAACUGCCCAGUACGUAC